Messenger RNA from Larimichthys crocea (large yellow croaker), 3338 nucleotides. RefSeq names its product calcium-independent phospholipase A2-gamma. The record is from RefSeq and is a predicted model, not a curated record. Gene Ontology annotation, biological process: arachidonate metabolic process. Gene Ontology annotation, cellular component: membrane. The transcript has 8 exons. NCBI's taxonomy places the organism in Eukaryota, Metazoa, Chordata, Actinopteri, Sciaenidae. The coding region runs from base 23 to 1993 and encodes 656 amino acids.
CCGUGGUGUUACAAAGGAUCAAAUGCAGGAACAUUCGGAAACCAUGUCUUCAACCAGAGGGAUAAACAGAAGACUGAAGAGGAGAAAAAUGCAAAACACUUUGAUUAUCAACUCUCAAGAAGCUGAAACGUCUAAAGUAAAAUCUGGUGCUGUUCAGGCAGCAGUGGAACCUAACAAUACCUCCAGCAGUUGGGAGGAGGGUUACCUUCACUUUGCAAGACACAUCAAUAAAUACUUUGGUGCAAAGGUUACCGAUGAAGUUGACCAAGAUCAGCAGAGGAGAGAACAAGUUACUGUGGAGAAAAAUAGCACUUACAAGACACGACCUACCUCACAAACUCAGGGUACCACAUCAAAAUUGCAGCAAGAACCUAUCCGCCCUGAAACUGGAGGCCUUUUCCACAGCAGCCAGAAUUUUACUAACUUUGGAGAGAACCAUUUCCAAAUGGCCGGUCACAUUAAUCAGUAUUUCAAAGGUCAGAGUGGAUUGGAUACGGACAUUGAUAGAAAUUUCUUAACAGAGAUGGACACUAGAUCUGCUACCUCUGAGAGUCUGAAGACUGUAUCCUUUAUGGACUGCCUUCGCCACCCAACAAGUGCCAUCCCUGACUUACUGGGUGCUUAUCUAAAACUGGGUCCCUUGACUCAGGCUGGUAAGCCAAAACCUGCCAUGAUGUCACCAGAGGCAAUAUUGAAUAAAAAGCUCGUCUUGAGUCGGAGGCAGGCAGAGGAAAUGACAUGCAGGUUGAUCGGUAGUUUGACACAGACUUCAUUUCCAGAAGCCCUGACAGCCUGCGUGGAAGCUCUCAAUGAACACCUUAUCCGUUACCCAUCAUGCAAAGCUUUAAUGUGGCAGGAGAAAACUGCAGUCACAUUGUUGAGGAAGCGACGAACCUACAGAGAUAACCAGCUGCUUCAGGACGCCUUAAGAGAAACCUUGGCUCUGAUUGGCUACACGGAUCCAGUCAAAGGCCGUGGCAUCAGAGUUCUCUCAAUUGAUGGUGGUGGCACAAGAGGCGUGGUGCCUUUGCAGGUGUUAAAGCUACUGGAGGCUGAGACAGGAAAGAAGAUCCAUCAGCUGUUUGACUACAUCUGUGGCGUGAGCACAGGUGCCGUUCUAGCAUUCAUGCUGGGUCUGGCCCACUUUUCUCUAGAGGAGUGUGCAGAGAUGUAUCGUCGUUUUGGCUCUGAAGUGUUUCGGCAGAACCCGCUGGUUGGCACCGUAAAGAUGGGCUGGAGUCACUCAUACUAUAACACAGAGACUUGGGAGACAAUACUACAAGAAAAACUGGGACACAGAGUGCUUAUUAAAACAGCCAGGGAAGAGAUAAGUCCCAAGGUUUCAGCAGUCAGCGCAGUGGUAAACUGGGGUAUGAGUCCUAAAGCCUUCGUCUUCCGCAACUACAACCACAAACCAGGCUCUCUCAGCCGCUACGCCGGAGGCUCAGGCUGCCAGAUGUGGCAGGCUGUGCGAGCAUCAUCAGCAGCCCCGGGGUACUUCCAGGAGUUCCUCUUGCAAAGUGAUAUUCAUCAGGAUGGAGGAAUUAUUCUGAACAACCCCUGUGCCUUGGCUGUUCACGAGAGCCGUCUAUUGUGGCCCAACCAGCCCUUCCAGUGUGUGUUGUCCCUCGGCACAGGUCGCUAUGACAAUGUUAAGAGGUCACCCACCACCUCCACCAGCCUGAGAGCCAAAAUCAGCAACCUGAUCAGCAGCGCUACAGACACCGAAGGGGUCCACACCCUGCUGGACGACCUGCUGGCUCCAGAUGUGUACUUUCGUUUCAACCCCAUGUUGAGUGCUUUGGUGUCCCUGGAUGAGAGCCGACCGCAGGCCCUGGAUCAGCUGCAUAGAGACACCCAGAACUACCUGGAGAGAAACCGACCCAAACUGGCCAGGCUCUGUUUGGUGCUCGGGGCAGAGCGCUCAGCUGUUAGCAGAACUAAGGACUGGAUGAGUGAGAGGGCCUGGGAGAUGAAGCAGAGAUGGGUGUGAGUGGGUACAGUAUGACAAGCAGAUGAACACAUGCACAGGCUGUGGACAAAAUAACAGAAAUACCUCUUAAGUACAAUCCUAAUGUGAGUUUUCUGCUGUGAAAUGUCAAAAUGUCUGCUGUGUAACUAAUCCUAUUGUGAGCAGCCUAGUAUGCUGACGUUUAGCGUAACACAUUGUGCUCACAGAGCCACUAGUAAGGCUACUAUAUAACUAUAUGUCUAUGAACUGUAUAUCUAAACACAACCUGAAGCAUAUUUUUAUGCCUCUAUGUCCAUUUUCUUCUGAUUUAUGCACGUAACUGGUUACGUGAUUAUUUUUUGGGCUCUGAGCGGUGCCAAAACACGUGACCUACACUCAAUACCGGACCUGAACACAUCCUGUGUAAACAGACAAAGCACUCCAGCUGCUUCUGCUACUCUGCUAUCUAGUUGCUUUGGAUAAUGCAGGCUGUGUGUGUGUGUGCGUGUGCUGCAAACUCUCCAAGUUCAGAUUUCUGUCCUGAUGCAUAAUGCUGAACGUAAACAAUCUGAUAUAAACAAAGAGGAUCGGAUGGAAAAACAAAGCAUGAGGUGUCUCGGCCCAUUAUAUAUUUUAUUUUACAGCACUUUUAUACCUGGAAACAUCUGUAAGUGCUCCAUUCACUAACCUAUUACAAAUAUAAUCUACAAAUACAUCCUAGCAGCCUCCCCUAUUGACUGAAGAGUACAAGAGAAGCAACUGCUUUGUAAUAUUAAUCAAAUAUUUUGCGAGCACAUUUCUCUUUACUUCUCUUCUCUGCAGUUUCUUGUCUUUGGUAUUUGUCGUUUUGAAACUUGGGCCCUUGCCAAAAAUGUGAUUUGUGGUGUCGAACAAUUACACAGCUGAACAAUUACAAACACAGCUACAGAUGCAGCAUCCUGGAAUUAAGUGAUUUCUAUUAAGUUAUGUGCUGAUCAGCAGCUUCAGAGGACGCUGAACAAUCACUGUCUGUAAGAGUGAUUUUUCAAGUCAAUAAAAAACGCCUUCCGGAGGAACAGAGUAGCCAGAUAGUUGCUGCUGAGUUUCAUCAUAUCUGCCGAGGCUAUUGUAUCAUACAAUGUUUCUGAUGUUUUGUCCACCUCCUGUUGUAUGUGCACUGUGUGCUAAAGCAGUAUGAUGUUGUGAACGUGCCUCAUUUACAUAUCAUAUUUAAAUAUUACAUAUUUAUCAUUUUGUUUGACGGUUUCUUGCACAGAACAAAUACGCACAUUCAUUAUAUAAGCACUUAUAUGCACUUUAUUUAAAAAAGCUUUGUGCGUGACUUAAUUCACUACUUGAUUAUGAAUGUCUAUGAACUGUGAUAUAAGCUAUAAAUCUGAUGUAUUAC